Molecule: messenger RNA, 5446 nt
Organism: Ostrea edulis (European flat oyster)
Lineage: Eukaryota; Metazoa; Mollusca; Bivalvia; Ostreida; Ostreidae
Biological process (GO): protein modification process
Source: RefSeq, a predicted model, not a curated record
AUGGGAUCUGCCUCAUCGAAGUCUAAAACAAUCGAACGGAACACGCAGUUGUCAGAUGGUGCCAGCAAUCCCAGCGAACGCGAUGAAGAGAACGAAGAUGAUGAUUUAGACGGCGAAAAGAGUUGUGUUAAUGACGUCAUAUCGAUGAUGUCGGAAAACAGUGAUGAUACAAUGUUUGUUGCAUACGUAAACGAUCUGAUAUUUCCCUAUGAAAGAGAAGUACCAGAGAAAUUUGAAAAUACCACAGCCUUUAUGAAAGACUAUGUGGGGUACACAAAACCUCCAAAUUUACCAUGGGUCGAGAAACGGACACAAGCAGAAGAGAGAAGGAGGUUGUAUUUAAUUGGGAGAAGCCGGAAUGCUUUCGAUAGGAGAAAAUCUGACGUUCCAAAGAAAACCAAUAAACUUAAGAAAAUAACUAGCGGUAAUGAAGAAAUCAACAUGGCCGACAUGGAAGAAUCCGGACAAGGAAUAAACAAACAAAAACAGUGCGAGGCCUUCACUGUUGACCUCUCUCAGGGCGCGGAACAGAAAGAGAGUCUCCAAGAUGCGUUCUUAAAAUUUAAGAAAGAUAAACAGACUGUAAAUGGAAAGAAGGAAAUCAGAAACCAAAAGAAAAUGAAAAGAAAAAGAAAGAAAAAACAGCGAAAUCCGCAACAAAUGCAAAAAUUGAGGGCCAAAUUUGUUGCCCAAGCAAAGAAAUACUUCGGGACACCAUAUGCAAAACGCUACUGGACUCCAGAUGAUGAGGAAUAUUAUUCCAAGCGUUUUCUGGACUGUUGCGGUCUGGUUCGACAGGUCAUGUUGGAUUUGAGGAAGGAAUUUGGAUUCCGUAUCGGACCGUGGAACCAGGCGUACAUGUAUGACACACUGCCAAUCACGAUAGAGCGAGAGCAAGAUAUGAAGGCAGGGGACCUAGUCUUCAUCUCCGGGAUAUACCCUAAUCCCAAAUCACGACAGCAAAAACAUCACAUGACCCAUGUUGAGAUUUGGGCAGGGGAUGGGUGUAAAACUAUUGGUGCUCGUUGGAACAAAGGCAAAGUGCAGGUUUUUGACCAUUAUAGGUUCCAAGCCAAGAGUUUUCACAGUGAGCAGUAUUAUUUCAAGUCCAUUGACACCUGGCUAGGUGGAACAUGCAAGAGUUUCUGCCCAGAGCAUAAAUGGAGGAGAAGAAAGUUCAAUCCAAGCAAGAAAUCUGUAUUUUGUCUUAGUGGUGAGAAGAAGAAAAGUCCUGAUGCUUGUGCGGGAUCAGAGAAAACUGAUCAGGAGAAACUUGGUAAACAGGUAACUGAAGCAGAGAAAAAGAAAAUGGCUACUGAAGAAGGGAAUACAGAAGAAGAUGAAGAUGCUCAGAUGGCUGAAGCUGAUGGGACAGGGGCCAUGGGCUCCGAGGAUGAAGAGGAUUUUGAAAAACAAGAUGAUGAUUUUGAUGACGAUGAUGAUGAUGAUGAAGAGGAUGAGGAUGAAGAUACCUAUUUGUACCAACAAGAAGAUGAGAGCCAAGAAGAUGAGGAUGACAUUAAUGCCACACCCUUGGGAAUUCAGAGUCAGAUUCUCCCAAAUAGCAGUUCUCGGGCUUCCUUACAAACUUACUCGAGCAAAAGUGUCUGUACCAAUAGGUCAUCUGGAGCAACCAAUCAAAAUACAGAAUCUAUACGAAAAAGUAACUUAGCUAUGGAAAAACAAUUAGCCAGUAAAUGCAUCAUCACAGACAAAAAUGGUAAAAACCUCAACAGCAGUAGUUGCAGCCUGGACUCUGUGUUCUCAAAGGCAACCCAGUCCAUGCUUCAAGGAAAAGGCAGGCAGUCCUGUUGCCAGUUGUCAGCCAAAGACAAGGCUCCAUCAUCUCAACCAGUGGACAAAGAGACCAGAGGUCAGCAGCAGUACUACUACCACUGGCUACUAUUCAUCACAUCAUUUUGGCAUAUUAGCACUACAGGAGGGACAGUGUAUAAUCUGUCAUCAUUGAAUCAUUACAAAGUCUUUGUAGUUCAAAGCAAAGAUAAUCACACUAUUAUGCAAUUGCUGGAUUACCACCAACUCCUAUUUUGCACAGUUGAUGUAAUCGUUGAUAUGGAUAAUAUAGAAGCUUUGCGGGUAGUCCGUACUGACUGGUUGAAUGGCAGGCCACCAGACCAAUGUCCUUUACUGUCCACUGAGCUUGUGCUAACUAUAGGUUAUUACGUCCAAAAGUUCAGGACAUCAAUGAAAGAUGCAACAACAGAAAAGAAAACGGUGGGAGCCUCUGGUAGUGAACCAGUAAAACCUGCUAGUGAACCAGUAAAACCAGAUAGCACCGAUCCUGGUAAAUCCAACCCAGAAAAGAUGGAGACUACAUCGAAUAAACCAGAGGAUGCUAACCCAGAGAAAACGAAUGGUCAGAGGGUCAAACAUGACAGUGGCCUGAACCCCACCAAGACUGAUGCAACUAAAGACACUGUUGCCAAGGAAACCAAAGAGGAUGCCCCCAAGGAAAAAAGCAAAAAUGGGAAAAAGUCGCCUCAUGUCCGCCACACCAAACUUCCUGCUUGUAGCCUCCCAGUUAACAUGCAGCCAACGUUUUAUGUGGGUGGAGGAAACGGCGUAUCACUUGUGGAGGCCCCUUUGCUCAAUCUGGGAUGGAAGCGAACCAGCGACAAGUAUGAUGAACGUUUUCGCCUGAAAUGGGUGGAAUGCAAAACCAGAAUUAAUUAUGGCGCUUUCAAAGAAGGAGAACAAUUAGUGAACCACAUUCCCAAUGCAAACCUUUUGACCAAUAAAUUGGGACUUCUCAACAGUCUUCAAGAAUAUGAAAGGGUUACCAUGAGCACCAAAGGUCGUCCCCCUAGGUUACGGUUCAUGGAUUUUGUCCCAGAGACCUACCGAUUUGAUGAGAAGCAUGACAGAGAAAUGUUCUUGGAACGUUAUAAAGACAAUGAGAUGUGGAUCUGUAAGCCUACAGGAAUGAAUCAGGGUAAGGGGAUUUUCAUCAUUCGAAGUCGGGAGGAGCUAAACAAGCUGAUAGAAGAGAGAGAUCAGAGACGAGAGCAGCUGGCGAAGUCCUCCAAGUCCAUGAUGACCCGCAUCGUACAAAGGUACAUCACCAAUCCCUUACUUCUGGCGGAGAGGAAGUUUGACAUCCGUGCAUACAUGUUAAUUGCCAGUACAACCCCUCAUUUGGUGCUAUAUCAUAAAGGCUAUGUCAGGCUGUGUUGUAAUAAAUAUGAUGAGGACUCCAAAGAAUUAUCUACUCACCUCACUAACCAGUUUGUCCAGAAGAAGGAUCCCAACUACAAGGAUGUUAAGGAGGAUACUGCCUGGAGCAUGGACAAGUUUAAUCAGUACAUCAACGAGAAUCUAGCUCCCCACAAGGAAAUCGAACAAGACUGGGUCUACAACACGCUCACUAAACAAAUGCAGAAGAUUAUGAUCCACUGCUUCAACAGUGUCAAACACAAACUGCAGUCCAGGGUGGGCUUCUUUGACCUUUUUGGACUGGAUUUUAUGGUGGACACAGACUUCAAAAUUUACCUUAUCGAGAUCAAUGUAAACCCUGCUCUCCACAUUAACUGCGAGGCUCUGAAAGAGGUGAUUCCUGGAGUGGUGGAGGAGACACUUUAUGUGGCAAUUGAAUGCUUUGAAAGGACACGCAAAAACCAGCAACUACUGCCGUUAAAUUCCCUGAAAAAUUUCUCCAUACUCUACUGUGGUUCACGGCCAUACAACAUGCCCACCAGAUCCAUCCGCAGUGUUUCUCCUACGAAAGAGAACACACACGAAAAGCGUGCCUCCAUUCCAAAUACUGCUGCUUCAACUGCACCUAGAUCUCUGCAUCGACUCAGCACAUCAAGUACCCCCGUCGUAUCCGCCCCCCCAAUAGUUUCCGCUCCCAGGACAGCACAUGACGUACUUACAACUGAAAAGUCACUCACUGAAAAAUCCAGUGAAAAAGACCCCAAGCAGCCAGCUGUUACCGAUGUGCAUAGGGUGUCUAACCCAAAUGCCAAGUUGUCAGACAUGGUGUCAUUUUCUUCAUCUACUCUACUGGCAGAGGCUGGGAGUUUGUUAGGUCAAACAACAAACGUUCUCGACGAAACAGUUAAACUUAAAAUGAUUCAUGGUGAGGAAAAACAAACAGAAGAAGACAAAAAGCUGAAAAAGGAAGACAGUAACCUAAAAGAGAAGGCAAACUCUGUAGCAAAGAGCUCCGAGGGAGUGGUGUUGAACCUGUCUCCACCUGAUAAUCAAUCAACACAAGCAGAGGAGAACCCAAAUAAAACAAACCCAGCUGAUUCUCAAGAUACAAGUUCCAACACGAAAGCCACCCCUAAACCAAAACCCUUCAUUGGCCGGAUGUCCAUUAAUGCCACCAAUUCUGUACCAGCUACCUCCUCUACGAAAUCUACCACAAAACCUGGUUCUGGUGACACCAAUUCUUCAGCAGCAACUUCAAAACCAGCUGAAAUCACACCUAAAACAGCAAACCCCUAUGUAAUAAUGACUAGCACAACCACCACAAAUCCCAUUGCAUCUUCUAAGAAUGUUUCAAACUUCCCCUUGAUUACGAACAAUGGAAACACAAGUAAAAGUGCUCGCCAUAGUUCAAACUCUCAGUCUCUUCGCUUAUCAAAGGACACAUUAAGUGGUAAACAUUCCGCCACUGGAGGCUUAAGUUCAAAUCCUUACAGUCUCACUAACAACUCGAUAGGAAAAUCUCAAGGUUCAGCAGUGUAUCUCAGCACAGCCACCACCAAAUCUCUUAAUGUGACUGGAUCUAAUGCAUUAUCUACUGCAAGUUCCCAUACAAGUACGAACAGUGCCAAACUAAUGACUGUUCCUUCUGUAACAAUAUCAGAGAAUGGUUCAAAAACUAUAGCGACAUUGACCCUUACCAGCUCAAGAACCGGAUUCAUGGGGAGGGGCGAAAUAAAAUCUGGACUCCGACGUAGCCGGGACCGGGACAAACCGGACAGGGGGAAUUGACUACUACGCUACUCCAAGUACAGCUGGGGGUGACACCUAGUGAGAGUCACAACAAGGGAAAUAACCUAGUCUGUCUCAACAGUAAAUGCAUACAAAAUAUCUGUGAUAUUAUACUAGGUAGUUUGGGGGUCUUAUUGACUCUAUUUGUGAAACGUCAAAUGUACCCACACAGCUUAUGUGCAGCACUUGCAAUUUUCAAUAUUAUAAAUGCAGAAUAGGGAUACUCAGAUACCCUAUUCAGAUAAUCAUUAAAGCAGUUCAACCCCUCCCCCUCCAAAUAUACUGAUGUAAUUACAUGUGCAGGUAAUCACAUCUCCCUCCUCCCCAUAGCAACAGGAUGUCCUCCAUAUUUUCUCUUGCAAAGCAAAUGGAUAUUUAAGUAAACUUAAAAUUUUUGAAUGAAUACAAUUCAUUUUCAUAACCAUGGAAUGUAAAGGAAUAUAAUUCAUUUCACAGAGCAACCAUGGACUGUAAAGGAAUAUAA